AUGUCGGCGAAGAAGGGCGCGAAGAAGGUGGAUCAAAAGAAGGUCCAGAAGAUUGUCGAGGACAAGACCUUCGGCAUGAAGAACAAGAACAAGAGUAAGAAGGUGCAGCAGUACAUCUCCACGGUCAAGACCCAAACUACGCAGAGCCUGGCUGGCAACAAGAAACCCAAGCCGGGAGAGGAAGUAAAGUCGAAGAAGCAGAUCGCUGCUGAGAAGGCAGCGGAGCUCAACUUGCUUUUCAAGCCCGUGGUGGACAAGAAGGCGCAAGUCGCAGCGGGCGUCGAUCCCAAAUCGGUGGUGUGCCAAUUCUUCAAGGCGGGCACGUGCACGAAGGGUAAUCGCUGCAAGUUCUCCCACGAUCUCACCAAAGAGCGGAAGGCGGCGAAGAUCGAUAUGUACUCGGAUAGACGCGACGGCGAAGACGGCGAGAACGACACCAUGGAGGACUGGGACGAGAACAAGCUGCGAGAAGUCGUCGACAAGAAGCACGGUGCCACGAAUCGCACGGACAUCAUCUGCAAAUUCUUCCUCGAUGCUAUCGAGCAGAAGAAGUACGGUUGGUUCUGGGCGUGCCCCAACGGAGGCAAGGACUGCAUGUACCGGCACGCGCUGCCCCCCGGUUUCGUCCUCGCGGCCAAGAAGAAGAAGGACGAAGAGGACGAGGACGAGGACAAGAUCACACUCGAGGACCAGCUCGAGCAGGAGAGGCGUGCCCUCACCAAGUCGACGCCGCUCACUCUGGAGCUCUUCCUGAAGUGGAAGGAGGACAAGCGGCUGGCCAAGGAGAAGGCCGCUGCCGAGCGCAAGAUCCAGAUCAAGGCUGGCAAGACCACCAUGAGCGGUCGCGAGGCCUUCGAGUUCAACCCCGACCUCGUUGCCGGCGACGACGACCUCGCCUUUGACGAAGAGGAGCUCAGAAAGAACAAGGAAAUGACCGAAAAGGAGGAGGAGAAGGUGCCAGAGGACGAGCACAGGGGUCCCAUCGAGGGCGACGACGGAGAACCAGCUGUGGAGGUCGACGAGUCCGUGUUCGCCGCCGAUGCCGCCGAGGAGGAGCUCCCCGAGUUCGAUGAGUAA
Messenger RNA from Acanthamoeba castellanii str. Neff, 1077 nucleotides. RefSeq names its product zinc finger (CCCHtype) family protein. Gene Ontology annotation, cellular component: cytosol. The coding region runs from base 1 to 1077 and encodes 358 amino acids. Gene Ontology annotation, molecular function: mRNA binding; metal ion binding. The transcript is spliced from 3 exons. Gene Ontology annotation, biological process: cytoplasmic translation. The record is from RefSeq and is a predicted model, not a curated record. NCBI's taxonomy places the organism in Eukaryota, Discosea, Longamoebia, Acanthamoebidae.